Hemiscyllium ocellatum (epaulette shark) is the source of this 2067-nucleotide messenger RNA. Its product is annotated as stomatin-like. The record is from RefSeq and is a predicted model, not a curated record. Bases 100 to 945 code for a protein of 281 amino acids. NCBI's taxonomy places the organism in Eukaryota, Metazoa, Chordata, Chondrichthyes, Orectolobiformes, Hemiscylliidae. Gene Ontology annotation, cellular component: plasma membrane. The transcript is spliced from 7 exons.
UCAGCUGCUGACUGCUGCUGCUGUCAGGGAAGGAGAGUGGGGGCUGUUAGCAACGAGUUGGACUCUCGGGCAGACAGUGUGUGAGGAGGGAGCUUCAACAUGAAAUCAAGCCAAAGUAAAUUGGAUCCAGCAAGGGCUGACAAAGCCUCAAAAUCACAGUCCAGCACUGCAGGGUUUGGAUGGUUUGGUUGGAUUCUAAUAUUCCUCUCCGUCAUCUUUGUCCUUGCAACUCUACCCCUCUCAAUCUGGUCCUGUUUACAGGUUGUCAAAGAGUAUGAAAGAGCUGUGAUAUUUCGAUUGGGCCGUAUUGUUCAAGGGAGAGCAAAAGGCCCAGGUGUUUUAUGGAUUUUACCUUGUACUGAUACGGUUAGUCUAGUUGACUUGAGGACAAUGUCAUUUUCUGUCCCACCACAAGAGGUAUUAACGAAAGACUCUGUCACGAUUAUGGUGGAUGCUACUGUCUACUAUCGUAUCUUCGAUCCUGUGUUGUCAGUCAUCAGUGUGAUCAAUGUGGACAGCGUUACUCACCUGCUGGCCCAGACGACAUUGCGGAACAUUCUGGGCACCAAAAGCCUGUCAGACAUUCUCUCUGAUCGGGAACACAUGGCGCAGGAGUUGGAGCUUCUCCUGUUCGAUGCAUCGAAGGGAUGGGGGAUUAAGGUUGAGCGAGUGGAGUUUAAAGAUGUCAGACUGCCGGUGGCUUUGCAAAGAGCGAUGGCAGCCGAGGCCGAAGCUGUGAGGGAUGCCCAUGCCAAGGUGAUCGCUGCGGAAGGUGAGUUGAACGCCUCCCAUGCCCUCAAAGAGGCAGCCACGGUGAUGUCAAUGAGUCCAAACACCUUGCAGCUCCGCUACCUCCAGACGCUCUCCGAAGUUGCUUCAGAGCGACACUCCACCAUCAUGUUCCCAGUGCCGAUCAACAUGGCGUUAGCCUUCUCCAAGAACUGAAGUGACCCCUUGGCCGUGGGAGGGCUGAAUGCCAGGAGUUGUAGUUGGGCUGCAGUGCGGGUCAUGUAAAAAGCUAACCUGAUGGGACUGUUCAAGAAACCUGCACUGUUAGAUGUUGGUCAUUUACAUGGGCUCACCAUGCACUCUGUGUGCAAAAAAGCCAGCUCUUUUGUGGCUCUUCUCCUUAGCAGAUGGCUCUUAGAUUUUGUGCUCUCUCUCCCUCUUUCUCUCUGGGUGACCAUUCAUGUGCUGAUUGGCUGCGGAACCUAAUACAUAAUACCUUUCCACGGAAUUUUUAAAAAAUUUAAAUGAGGAAGAUGGCAUUGCCUGAUAGGUUUUAGAGGGCUACUAGAAAGUGAAUGAUCUUACAGUCCAGAGCUAUCAAGCUCUGAUGAAGUAUUUAAGCAGGAGGCUGGAAGAACACAGCAAGCCAGGCAGCUUCAGGAGGUGGAGAAGUCAGCGUUUCGAGUAUGACCCUUUUUAAGGCUUGCUGUGUUCUUCCAGCCUCCUGCUUGUCCACGUUGGAUUUCAGCAUCUGCAAUUUUUUUGUCCCUAACUGGAGAAGUAUUUGGCUUCCAAUUGACAACAAACAAUAGUAAAAUAAAAUCAUCAGGUUUGGGCAAUGCUUGUAAACUUGACAUUUAGUUAGAGAUACGGGUGAUUACAUGGUGGAAAAAAAGUGUUCAGGGGAGCGUAAAAGUGCUUCUGGAUAGAAAGAAGGAAAGAAGUAAAAUUGUCACUUCCGAUGUCUCUGAACUGUAUAUUCCUGGAUGUCACCUUUCAUCAUUCAAAACACUAGUUAGGAUUAGUCGAAAAGGUGAGAGAAAAGGGCUAGUCAAUGGACACAAAGAGAAGGUGGUGAACGAGUACCAGUUUUGUAGUCACUGAAGUAGACUUUCUGCCAUCACACCUCUCAUUGUGUACAAACUGGGUUAGGCUUGGUACCAGCAGCACCUGAAAAGCUUGAAUUGUCGCUUAUUCUCUGAGUGCACGCCAGAUGUGCAGUGAACAGCUUUUGCCAAGUGUGCAUGUGACUAACAUCCCCUCUGUGAGCCCUUUGACAUUUGACAUGUUCUGUUUGGUUCAGCUGUGUCAGACAUUUUAGCUUGUUUUUUUUAAAGG